Messenger RNA from Trichoplusia ni (cabbage looper), 2489 nucleotides. RefSeq names its product prolyl endopeptidase. The transcript has 16 exons. The record is from RefSeq and is a predicted model, not a curated record. Gene Ontology annotation, molecular function: oligopeptidase activity; serine-type endopeptidase activity. The coding region runs from base 16 to 2313 and encodes 765 amino acids. Gene Ontology annotation, cellular component: cytosol. Lineage: Eukaryota; Metazoa; Arthropoda; Insecta; Lepidoptera; Noctuidae. Gene Ontology annotation, biological process: proteolysis.
AACACCGAUUUCACAAUGUCAAUUUGCAUGGCGGUGCGUCGCUUUUUUGCUAAUCAUUCCCGUAUAACAACAAAUUUAUCCGCAUUUACGACUAAACAACGGAAAAUAUAUACUUGUGUGAAGACUACACCUCAGUUUGUAGCUGACAAAAGAAUAUUGUGCGCGCGCGCAUCCACUUCAGCGCCUUUGAAUAUGGUCUUCGUUUACCCAGAAGCGAGGAGGGAUGAAAGCGUCGUCGACGACUACCAUGGCACUAAGAUCCCCGAUCCCUACCGCUGGUUAGAAGACCCGGAUUCCAACGAAACCAAAGAGUUCAUAGAGGCAGAGAACAAAAUCACGCGGCCGUACCUGGACGCGUGCCCCGUCAAGUGUGACAUCAACCAGAGGCUCACCGAGCUCUGGAACUACCCCAAAUACUCGUGCCCCUUCAGGCGGGGGAACAGAUAUUUCUUCUUCAAAAAUACCGGUCUACAGAAUCAAAAUGUUCUAUACGUACAAGACAGUCUGGACGGCGAGUCGCGCGUGUUCCUGGACCCCAACACGCUGUCCGAGGACGGCACGAUCGCGCUCUCCGGCAGCCGCUUCACCGAGGAUGGCAACACCUUCGCCUACGGACUCUCCGCCAGCGGCUCCGACUGGAUCACUAUACAUCUCAAAGAUGUUGCCACAGGUGAAGAUUACCCAGAGGUCUUAGAAAAAGUAAAGUUCGCUUCAAUGUCGUGGACUAAGGACAACAAAGGCUUAUUCUACUCGCGGUACCCGGACCAGGCGGGCAAGACGGACGGCUCGGAGACGGAAGUGAACCGCGACCAGAAGCUGUGCUACCAUCGCCUCAACACGCCGCAGGCUGAUGACGUCAUCGUCGUCGAGUUCCCCGAGGAGCCGCUAUGGAGGAUCGGCGCGGAGGUGACGGACUGCGGCAAGUACCUGAUCGUGUCGCCCGUGAAGGACUGCCGCGACAACCUGCUGUUCUACGCGGACCUCAGCAAGCAGCCGGAGAUCAACGGCAAGCUGCCGCUCACGCAGAUCGUCUUCAAGUUCGAGGCCGACUACGAGUACGUGACAAACGAAGGCUCGGUGUGCAUAUUCCGGACGAACAAGGACGCACCCAACUACAGACUCGUUAAGAUCGACCUCAACAAUCCCGCCCAAGAGAACUGGACUACACUUAUACCUGAGCAUCCCAGUGAUGUGUUGGACUGGGCAUCGGCAGUAGAUAAUGAUAAAUUGGUCAUCCAUUAUGUCAGAGAUGUGAAGAGCGUCCUCCAGAUGCACAGCAUGUCGUCGGGCCAGCUGCUGCAGUCGUUCGCGCUGGACGUGGGCUCCGUCGUGGGCUUCUCCGGCAAGAAGGAGCACUCCGAGAUCUUCUACCACUUCAUGUCGUUCCUCUCGCCCGGCGUCAUCUACCACGUCGACUUCACCAAGAAGCCUUAUCAGCCCACUGUGUUCAGAGAGGUGAAAGUGAAAGGCUUUGACGCGUCACAGUAUGAAGCCAAGCAGAUAUUCUACAACAGCAAAGACGGCACUAAAGUUCCUAUGUUUAUCGUUUCUAAGAAGGGUCUGGCUCGCGACGGCUCGAACCCCGCGCUCAUCUACGGCUACGGCGGCUUCAACAUCAACAUCCAGCCCAGCUUCAGCGUCACGAGACUCGUCUUCAUGCAACACUUCAACGGGGUAGUCGCUAUUCCCAACAUCAGGGGAGGCGGUGAAUACGGCGAGAGGUGGCACAACGCUGGCCGGCUUCUAAACAAGCAGAACGUGUUCGACGACUUCCAAGCCGCCGCGGAGUACCUGAUCGCGGAGAAGUACACGCAGCCGUCGCUGGUCACCAUCCAGGGAGGCUCCAACGGCGGCCUGCUCGUGGCCGCCUGCAUCAACCAGCGGCCCGAACUGUAUGGGGCCGCCAUCGUGCAGGUCGGAGUGUUAGACAUGCUGAGGUUCCAGAAGUUCACAAUCGGACACGCGUGGGUGUCUGACUACGGCAGCUCUGACAACAAGACUCAGUUUGAGUACCUGCUGAAAUACUCUCCGCUGCACAAUAUACACACGCCUAAUUCGGUCGCGCAGUACCCGGCCACGCUGGUCCUGACGGCGGACCACGACGACCGCGUGGUGCCGCUGCACUCGCUGAAGUUCAUCGCGGCGCUGCAGCACGCGGCCGGGCCCGCGCCCGCGCAGCGGCGGCCGCUGCUCGCGCGCGUCGACACCAAGGCGGGGCAUGGCGGCGGGAAACCCACUACCAAGAUCAUUGAAGAACACACCGACAUCCUGUGCUUCAUGAGUCAAGCGCUCGGCCUCGAAUUUAAGAAAUGAACCCACCUGCCAUAUGUUACGAAUAGUAUUAAACGAGAUAAAACUAACGCGAAUAGUAUUAUGUAAAUAUAGCAACAACAGUGUCUCGGUGAUUACCUCGGGGUCUUAGCUAAGACUGGUGAUAUUGUUACGCAUUGCUACUAUUAUUAUUAAUAAAACUUUGUUUUUAUUUUUGA